Molecule: messenger RNA, 7643 nt
Organism: Cherax quadricarinatus
Lineage: Eukaryota; Metazoa; Arthropoda; Malacostraca; Decapoda; Parastacidae
Gene: PPP1R15
Product: Protein phosphatase 1 regulatory subunit 15
Biological process (GO): response to endoplasmic reticulum stress
Cellular component (GO): protein phosphatase type 1 complex; endoplasmic reticulum
Molecular function (GO): protein phosphatase regulator activity
Source: RefSeq, a predicted model, not a curated record
GGUGCCGCGGUUGUUUACAACAUGGCCGACAAGAAGAAAGAUUGAAGCUCAGACCUCAGACAAACAAUGGAGUUUAACUCAUGGAUAACAUUACCAAGCUGUAGCCACAUGAUGUCUCGCGCUCUCCACUACUCUGCCCAUCAAUUGCACUGCAAUAUUGACGCCGCCUCGCUCUGCUUUUGUGGAAAUAAGAGUGUGAAGUGGGGCCAAGGUCCACAUUAUCUCUCACACAAUAUUGACCAAGAGAUAGCUUAAUUAUCAAGAAAUAUACGUCGUUUCAAAGACUCCAAGAUGAGUGUGUGGAUGGGAUCGCAGGCCGGCAGCUGGCCUAGAGUCAACACUGUGAACCCACACUGCAAGACUCCAGCCAUGCAGCAAGUCAAGCUUCACCUUGAUGUCCAUCCCCCAGUACUAGACACUUCAGGGCCUAAAGCACCAACGUCAUACCAGAAGCCACGUGGAGGCAUGGAUAAAAACUUCAUAGGGAUGACUUCACACUUUUGGAACUCUCUCUGCAGUAUGUAUAAUUCUGUGUGCUCUCCGAGGAGCCCUGUCACUUGGGUCACCCCUGAGAUGGUUCAGCCUGCCGCUCUUCCUUACGGAGUCCAUCCUCAGCUCCCGUAUCAUUGCCGAAUGGAGGUGAACAACAUGUACGACAACAGAAGCCGAUUGUGGUUCCCUGCGACGGCCGCAGGAUCGCAGGUAGAGUUUGUGGAUCCACUUCUAAUGUGGCAAAAUACUUCCUUUCCCUGUGAGUGGCCACCAUCUUCUGCACAACUGCAACAAAAGGUGUGCCGGCCACUUAACCCUGAAGCCAAGGAGUGGAUUCCUAAGGAGUACGCUAAGGAUUCUCUCUCAUCAUCCACUCUUCCUUGCAAGACUAUGGAUCAGGACUGUUUGAAGGCUGAAGAGCCUACUUCAUUUGACCUGCAGGAUCGUGAGGGUGUAGACGGGUUACCAGAUUUCUGCGAGAUUACAGACUGUGAAAUUCAAGCUAUAAGAUUGGGCGAAAGUGAUAAUUCGAAUGUUACUCAAAAGGAAAACCCGUCAGUUGAGGAUGAUGUUUAUGAAAUUGUGGAAGCAAAUGAAGGAUUUAGUGAAGACAACUCUAUGAAAGCAGCUAAAGACAACUCUACAAAAACAGCACCAGUUGACCUUGGUUUUGCUGUUAUGGUGGAUUCCCACCCUUCAGAGGGUCACACCACAACAGCAGCACCGGUUGACCUUGGUUUUGCUGUUAUGAUAGAUUCCCACCCCAUACAGGGUCACACUUCAUUUGAUCAGGGGGUUAUUGAGAUUCAAGCAUGUGAUAAUAUAGUUAAGGAUAGUAGGCCUGUAAGUUAUGCAAGUGUUGUUGGAAAAUUGCCUGUCUCAAGUGCUGUUGACAAGUCCCAGCAGAACUGUGUCAGGAGUGGUCCAGCAGAUCAGUCAAUUCCACAUAUUUUUAUAAGGGACAAAAAGUAUCCUAAGGAAAAGGCUUCACCUGUUGAUGACAAAAGCAAAGCUCCUCUCUUGUUUAAGAGUGUGACUAAAGAUCAGAAGAAAUGCAGUCGAAAUUUCCUCCGGGAACUAAAGGAAUCGAGCCCAGUCAAAGGCAAAAUGUGCGGGUCCACGGGUAAUGAACGUGAUUCUGGCUUCAAGUGUUCCAUCCUCGAAGUUUCCUCACGUCCCAGACUUUGUCCUAAAAGUCCAACUUGUUCAGUAGAACCACCGCAGAUUGUUUCUCCGAAGGAUAAGUCUCUUCCAACUCUUAGGGUGGCACCACAUUCUUUAAGUGAGAGGAGCAGCUGCAACACCUCCCAUGAUCAUAGUGAGAGUAACUUUAGCAUUAUGGGUGUGGAAAGUGUAGACGUUGACAUUGGAAAGGAUGUAGUUGAUAGACACUGUGAUAUUUAUGUCCUUCCAGAGAAAAGUGAACCUCAGUGUGUCAAGAAACCCAAAUAUUCCAGUAACAUUCUGGCUCACAUUCUGGGGUGUGACGAGUCCGAGAGCGAGGACUCCGAUGAGGACUCGGAGGACUCUGAUAGUGACUGGGAUAGUGUUUGUGUGGAGAGUACAGAUAACUUUGACCUUGAUGACACCUGGGAAACUUUUGGACUGUGUCUCACUCUUCCACAAGUUGGAAAAUCCUCGGUGCCAGCAUCAGUCCCAGAGCAAGGUGUUGCUGUCUGUUCUCCUGUAAAGUCAAUCUGUGAUACUGUUAGUGAAGAGGAUCCCACAUUUACAGGAGUUACCUUAGAAGAAAUCAACAAAAGAUGGGAGGAGGAGAUACAAAAAGAUGUUUUGGGGAGUAGAGAGAAGAAGGUCAAAUUUGGGGAAGUGAAAAUUCACCCUAUAGUUGCUUGGGACUUUGCCUACAAAAUGGCAAGAAGAGGCCCCUGGGAAAUGUAUGCGAGAGACAGAAUGCGCUUCCAGCAUCGCAUUGCCGCCCUCGAGCCAAUCAUAUCACCUGUACUGCAAGCAAGCCACAGGGAGGCACACUACCAGCAGCAGCAGAGGCAGGCUUGCUGUCUUAGCUAACAGUACCUUAUUCCUAGUCUUAACAUAUUUAAGGAAUUGAGGAUGGAGCAGUAGCAUGGGUAAAUGUUGUUCAUUCCACUUAUUGAAUGGAAGUGUUGUGUGUGAAAGUGAAGGUAACUUUAUCAUGUAUUGUGUAUUUUAACACAUUGAGAUGAGGCACUUGGUUGCUUCAUGUUAAAAUGCGUAUUGGUAAUUAUUUUUGUGGCUACAUAAUCGAUGGUAGAUUUGCACUUUGCCUCUUCACUGCAUUGUAUCUACUGUACUUUUCAGCUGUCACUAUCUUCUAUUUUAUCUAGCUUUUAGCUGCCCCUGUCUUGUGAAUGAUAAAAAUAAACAAGAAAACAGAAGAGCCUUGAUUUGCUGUGAUACAUGUUGUCUUUCACAUGUACUGAACUUUCUCGAGUGAAUCUAAUCGGUCAGACAUGCUUAUAUACAUAUACAGUGGACCCCCGGUUAACGAUAUUUUUUCACUCCAUAAGUAUGUUCAGGUGCCAGUACUGACCAAAUUUAUUCCCAUAAGGAAUAUUGUGAAGUAGAUUAUUCCUUUCAGACCCCAAACAUACACGUACAAACGCACUUACAUAAAUACACUUACAUAAUUGGUCGCAUUCGGAGGUAAUCGUUAUGCGGGGGUCCACUGUAUCUUGUACAGAUUGAGACAAAAUAUACAUAGAAAGUGAAAGAGAGCUAAAGAUUUGUAUUAAAGAUGGCAAGUAUGCUAGCUGCAUCAGACAUGAUCAGAAUGUUUGUGAUACACAGAAAUAGUCUUGCAUCUUAUGACUAGAGGAGAAUCUAAACGCGACAGUUUAAGACACGCACCACCACCUUUUAUCAUUAGAAGCAAAUCAUACUUCUUGUAUCAACAUUCCUGGGCUGCAGUGCAUUGCAGUAGGCCUACCAGCCCUUGCUCACCCGAAUGUUCCAGCCAGUUCUCAACCAUCUUACGCACUACUCUUCUCUUAACUGUACACAUGAUCACACCUUUGUUUCCUAGAUUCACUUGAUAAAGUUGGCUACAUGUGAAUGAAGGUCACAUAGGUCUAUAAUACAGGUUCUCUCUCUAGUCUCAUCAUCACAAUUUCAUGCCUUAUUUCUUGAUAAUAUUGUAUUGAGCUUUCAGCUGCCCCUGCCUUCAUAUCGUUCAAUAUAUAUUGCUUUAGCAACAUUGCAAAAGCUUAUUUAUAUUUAUUACAUUCACUUGUUUAUUGUUUAAAGGUGUAGAAUACUUUAAAGCCACAAUCUUUUUACAUCACCUCAAUCUGCUAAAUGUAAGCAAUCUUUGCUAUAAAUGCCACAAUAACUUAAGCAAGGAAUAGUUUGAGGCAGAGGGACAGCAAGUGCCAAGGAAAUUAGUUACAAGUAAUAAUGUAAGCUAUCAACUAUACCUAAUAUAGAGUGUAUGUUUGGAAGAUGCAUCUUUGAUGUUGUGUGUGGAAUAUAGACUGUGAUAACAAAAAAGGCACAAUACCGUGACUGGAACGAUACACAAAUAACCCGCACAUAAAAGAGAGAAGCUUACGACGACGUUUCAGUCCGACUUGGACCAUUUACAAAGUCACACUAACCAGAAGUGGAGCAGGACGGCUAUAUAUAGGCAGGAAGAGGUAUUAUAUACCUCUUGUACUAUUAUAUACCAUUCUUGUACUACUAUUACUACUACCACCACUACCUCUUCCUGCCUAUAUAUAGCCGUCCUGCUCCACUUCUGGUUAGUGUGACUUUGUAAAUGGUCCAAGUCGGACCGAACGUCGUCGUGAGCUUUUCUCUUUUAUGUGCGGGUUAUUUGUGUAUAGACUAUGAUACCAAGACAAAGAUAGUUUUAUUGUGAUAAACAGUAAGCUCUUUUAUAAAUCUCGGUAUAGCGAGAUGUUUUUUAUAAAUGUGAUUGGAAGAGUGCAUCCAAAAUUGAAUAACCAACAGAAAGGCCUUCGUAGUACAUGCCAUUCAAUCUUCAAUGCCAUUUCGAAUUCCUUCACAAAAAAAAAAAGUCUAUUACAACGAAGCUUCAUAAGAAAUUUGACUAGUUCAAAGCAAGUGUGGUGGUUAUUACUAGAAGUGUUAAACCAGAGUGGGCUGAUCAACAGGCGACUGCAUCGUAUGCAAUAUAGUAUGUACAAAUUCAAGUGGAGAAACAAAAAAUUUAUUUCAGGAAUACAUGGCACUGUCCAUUUUGCCGUACUCGCCGAGACUAGGUGUAACAUGUUGCAUUCCCUGCGGUAGAUUGUCUUGGCUUAUAUUGCAAAUUGGCAGAGUGGACGAUGUACGGUUUUGUAUUUGUGAGAUCCAUGAAUGCUUUUGAAAUUAGUCCCUUACUGACAGAAUAACGGUGGUAAAAUUAUAAUAGAUUAUGAUAAUAUGAUAGCUUUUAAAAUAUAACACUCUAAUAGGUUAUUGUGAAAUAAUGUGAUAAUAACCAGUUAUCUUAAGAUAAUAGGUUAUAAGUUCCCAUUACAGUACAGGUUAUCUGAAGGCAGAAUAAUAGGCUGACAUAAAUUAACGUAAUAUCGGAGGCCCCUUGUAACAUUAGAAUGGCAGGUUAUCUUAAAUAUGUUAUCCCAAGAUAACAGUACAGUGGACCCCCGGUUAACGAUAUUUUUUCACUCCAGAAGUAUGUUCAGGUGCCAGUACUGACCGAAUUUGUUCCCAUAAGAAAUAUUGUGAAGUAGAUUAGUCCAUUUCAGACCCCCAAACAUACACGUACAAACGCACUUACUUAAAUACACUUACAUAAUUGGUCGCAUUCGGAGGUAAUCGUUAUGCGGGGGUCCACUGUAUAUAGUUAUCCUUAAUGUGAGUUCGAUUCAGCACUUCCAUGAAUCAGUUUUACCGGUGUAUAAACAAAAGUCAUUGCACACUUCAAACAAAUUGAUACUUUGUGUAAACAUUGGAAAAAUUAUUAAUUUAUGAAAAAUGACACAAACAAGUAAUGAGACUUAUUGUGUGAUUCCAGAAUGUUUAUCAACAUGGAUGUCUUCAGAAUUUCAGUGUAUUAGGGGUCUAGCAAGAAAUGGUCUUAAGUGGAAAGGGGGCCAGGGGGCUGCAGCCCCCUUUGCUUUUCCCAAUUGGCAGUCAGUUUAUUAUGACUGCAUUUUGGUCUCCAGGAGCUUGAUAGAGCUCCAAGAAAAUUAAACGCAACUGUAAUAUAGGUCUUAUUAGUUGCUUUUUCUUGUUUUACCAAAAUUUGAGUGUUGUCUUUUAAUUUGAGGGGGUGUCUCCCAGGUAUCAGUGUGAGAGAUGUUUUGAUGAGUUGGAAUAAUAUUGUGUGGGUGUUGUUUUCUAGAGGCAAAUUUUGGACAUUUUUAAAUGUGUUGCACUUGGUUUAAUUAUAUACAGUAAGCUCUCUUAUACAACCCUUCUAUUGAGAUUUUUUUUGUGAAGGCGAUUGCAAAAGUAUAUCGAAAAUUAAAUAGUCUUGAUAGUUCACACUAUUCAGUAUAGGAUGAUCUUUUUCAAUCAUUCACAAAAAAAUCUAUACAGCCUCUCCUCACUUAACGAUGGAGUUCUGUUCCUAAGACCGCGUCAUUAAACGAAUUCGUCGCUAAGCGAGGAGCAUACUAUAAUGGUAGUGGGUUUGUGUCAACCAUCUUUGUUAUUGUUUUAAUGUCACCUUUGUACCAUUUAUAACAUUUCUGGUGUAUUUUUAAAUGUUUAUACAGUAGUGUACUGUAUAAUGUAAUAAAGAAAAUAGAGGAAAUCAGCUCUGUUAUACAUUAUUUAGGUAUGAAUACUGGUCAGAGAGACCGUCGUAAGUCCGAGGCAUCGAUAAACGAGUACGUCGCUAAGUGAGGAGAGGCUGUAUAUACGAGCUUUGUAAGAGAGUUUAAUAUAUGAAGCAGGUUAGUGUUACUGAAACACCCAAAGGCAGAAUCCAUUAAUGUCCUCACUUGAACUUACCAUUAAAUUUUGCAAUAAAUUAUAUUAGAUUUACCAUAUAUCUGCAAGAUUAUGUAAUUUUUUUUUUUUUUUUUUUUUUACUUGGAGUGUAGAGUAUUCAUUUGCCUAACCUGUGUGACCAUGAUUUUUAUUUUGUGCCUUUUGUUAUUUGUUGUAAUAUGGGAUAAUUUUGUUAAUGUAGACCUAACUUCAGAUAUAUAAAGUUCAGGAGGAAGAUCAGGGUUUUGCCGAAUAAGCGGCUGGGUAGACAAGAGGGGAAGUGUUUAUAUGUGGAGGACAACUUUAAAUGUUUAUAGUAUGUGGUUAAAGGCAUGUGUGAACACUUGGAACAUUAUGUUGACAGUAUCUUGCUAAAAUUGUAUGAAUAUUUAAAGCAUAACUUUAGGGAAAUGUUUAGGUCCUGGGCCUUUGAUCUCGUUCCCAGGACCAAGUCGUUUCUGUAGUGUCCCAAGUGUUUGCUUAUGCGUUGAACCACAACCUGCUGCUAUUGUAUACCUGGUUUCCACUAUAUCUACAGUAUAUGUGGACGAAGGAUUGGAAUAGUGUUCACAGGAGAAUCCAUGAACGAAGAGCUCUUCCUCGAUUAAAAUUUCAGUGGUGUAUGCCCCAUGUUGGGUUAGCACUACCCCAUUCAUCAAAUCAACAGGUAUGAAUAUCAUAUAAUAUUGUGCUAGUUCAGCAAUCUAAAAACUUCAAUGGAAAUCAGUUAAAACAAAUAUAAAAACCCUCAUUGUACCAGACUAAUUGAAUGAGUGGAUAGCUGGUAAUGGCAGUCUGUGGAUAGAGGGAGAAUUGUUUCACUGUGAUAGUAAUAACAAAAUGAACAGUUCUGUAACCAACAGACUUUGUGAAUCAGUUGACCCUUGGAUAUGUACCUUUGAUAACUUUCAAGAGUCUCGCUACUCUGAGAGCCCGGCCAUGGGCCAGGCUCUGCAUUUGCAAAGUCCAUUAUAGCGAUACACUUCCUUGGCUUUUGAUUUAAGAUUUCCAGAGAAGAUCCAGUGACUAGCAUCAUGUAUGAGUCUUGACAUAUACCUGAAUAUUAUUUUAAGUUAUUGGAUGUGUUUGUGGUGCUAAAGUCCCUUUAUAUAUUCUUUCCCAAGUGAUUGAUGCUCCAUCCUCAAGAUUAUGUUCAUAUGCUGUGUUUAUGCUCUCAGGAAACUUCAAACAUGUAAAGAGAGUAAGAAAUUUUAUAUUCUGAAAUGAUUUGUUAAUAAACUGUAGAUAUU